AUGGGCGGGGCUGACUCCGGUAGAACGCAUCGCGAGCGCAAGGAACAAUACAUCCGAUCGAUGGAAACCGAGGUCUCACGGUUACGAGAAGCAUACACGACGGAAAUCACAGACGCCAAUAUGACGAUUCAGCAACAAAAGGGUAUUAUUCACGCAGCUCGGGAGGAGAACGAGAUCCUCAAGGAAAUUCUGGCAGCGCACGGGGUACAAUACGAAGCCGAAUUGGAGCGACGACGGGCGGAGCGCCCGCCCGUACACUUCGAUGCCAGCCCCGUCGCACCCAGCAGCACAGCAUCACAAUCAGUGCCUCGUACAACCUCGAUCAGCAAUCAUGACACAACCCCGGCGACCACCAUCUCCGACCUGAGCCCGCGUGCGAACGGAAUGGAUCACUCGGAGAUCUCCCCUUCGAUGGGAUAUGGGGGCCAACAAGUCUACCAAACCAGUCCGGGCGAGCACUCGAUGAGCAUGGAUCAUUCAUCAUGCACGCCGGUAGAUGCCAUGCCUCCCAUGCCGCCCAUGCCCAUGCCCGGUCCGCGCGGCGUGUUCGAGACAGAUCCACAGCUGCAAGUCGACUUCAUUUUGACACUAGAAGGACCUUGUCGCGAACACACAGAUUACCUGUGUCGACGAUCCGUCACCGAAGCCGACGACGAAGACAUGCCAUUCUCCGGCCAUGCCCUGAUGGCAACUUGCCCGCCACCCAGCUAUAUCGAGAAAACGACCCACGAACAACCAUAUCCACACCAGGCCCCAGACCUGCCCCACGCCAACCUGAGCACGCUCCUCAAUCUCAGUCGACAGCUGGUGACAGAGGGCCAAAUCACCCCCAUUAUGGCACUGCAGCACCUCAAGAACCAGAAGCAAUACGCGAGUCUCCGUCGCGAGGACAUCAAGGUUAUCAUCGACACCCUCAACACAAAGGUUCGCUGCUACGGCUUCGGCGCUGUGGUAGAGGACUUCGAGUUGAUGGAUUGCUUGAGCAGCGUGCUUGGUACCAGGGUGGAACUUGGCAUGUCAGGCACAGCCGACGACUCGAUGUACGGCUAG
Molecule: messenger RNA, 1050 nt
Organism: Penicillium olsonii
Lineage: Eukaryota; Fungi; Ascomycota; Eurotiomycetes; Eurotiales; Aspergillaceae
Source: the annotation of a GenBank genome assembly